AUGGACCGACCCAAGAAGCCAUCCGCUCUCUCUGCCACUCCAGGCCUCGCACCUCAUGCUCAAAUAAAUACCACACACUCCAAUUCCCGCGUCUCCGCCGUUCUCCCCACUGGCGAAUCGGUCGAAAUCCUUCUUUACGGCGCCACAAUCAUAAGCUGGAAAGAUGCUGCCGGAACCGAAAAACUCUGGCUUAGCGAAAAAGCUGUGCUCGAUGGCACAAAAGCUGUGCGUGGUGGUAUUCCUCUAGUAUUCCCGGUGUUCGGAAAAGUAGAGGGUGAGGAAGGUAAAGCGAAGGGUGUUGAUACUUUACCUCAACAUGGUUUUGCGCGCAACUGUAGAUGGGAGUUUUUAGGAAAGAGUACUAGUGAGAGCAGUACCGUUAAGGGACAAGAGGGUGGUGAUAGCAGUGUAAAGUUGGACUUUGGUUUGAGUGCUAGUAACGUACCUGAGGAGACAAGGAAGUUGUGGGGUGGCGAGUUUGGUUUGAUUUAUAGUGUUACACUUAGUAAAGAAGGCCUUGGAACGAGUAUGGUGGUUAGAAAUGAGGGUUCUACAGCUUGGGAGUUUCAGAUCUUGAUGCACACUUAUUUGAAGAUCCAGGACAUCUCCCAAAUCUCCAUUACAGGUCUCGAGAAUGCUACAUAUGUCGACAAACUCACCGAACCAAUUUCCACAAAUACCGCUCCCACUGAUCCCCUUACCAUCUCCGCCAAAACCGAUCGUGUCUACACUCCUGCUGGCGGUCCAUCCACUGAAAUAAUUGUUUCUGAGGGAGGAAAGAAGAAAUACACAGUCGCGAGAGACAACAUGAACCAAGUUGUUGUUUGGAACCCUUGGAUCGAUGCCAAGGAUAUCGGCGAUUUUGCUCCCAAAGAUGGAUGGAGAACCAUGAUCUGUGUCGAAGCUGGAUCUGUUAGUGGAUGGCAAAAAUUGGAGGCUGGAGAGACUUGGGAAGGUGGACAAAUCAUCACACUUGCGAAUUAG
Molecule: messenger RNA, 984 nt
Organism: Botrytis byssoidea
Lineage: Eukaryota; Fungi; Ascomycota; Leotiomycetes; Helotiales; Sclerotiniaceae
Exons: 2
Coding region: 1-984 (327 amino acids)
Biological process (GO): carbohydrate metabolic process
Molecular function (GO): isomerase activity; carbohydrate binding
Source: RefSeq, a predicted model, not a curated record